AGGCCAGUUUGAGGCUUUUGGGUAAGGCUGGACCAUCAGAACAUCUCGGAUCCUCAGAUUAAGUGUGUUUUGUGCUUCUCUGUCCUGAUUGGCUCUCGGGAUGACUUUCUGUCUCUGAACGCAUCACUGAAUCGUUUCCGCUCCUCGUGUUGAAGUGCCUUUCCUCCCCUGUGAGCAUGAGGAGGAAGCUGUGGCAUGGCUCCUUCAGUCCUCCUCCUGGGACUCGUCCUGAGCUCCGCCAGCGCUCUGCCUCCUCGCAUCUCCUUCCUCAUCGACUCCAUCGACCGACCUCUUGUCCAUUUCAGCCUUCCUGAUGUUCAGAACACCAACAUGCUGUUGCUAAGCGACGGUGUCUCCACCCUUUAUGUCGGGGCACAAGACACCAUUCUCUCAUUGGACAUCAGCCAGAGUGAUGUCAUCAGGCUGAAGAAGCAGGUGUCGUGGAGACCGACUGCGGAGGAGAUAUCCAAGUGUGGGAUGAAAGGGAAAAACUCACAGGUCGACUGUCCCAACUUUGUCCAUGUGGUCCAGCCAAUAAACUCCACUCACCUUUAUGCCUGUGGCAGCUACGCCUUCAGCCCUCACUACGCCUUCAUUGAUGUUGAAAGCUUCACGCUGGUAGAUCAGGGUGCAGCUAAAGGUCACUGUCCAUUCAGUCCCUAUGAGAGGAGCUCAGCCAUCACCAUCGACGAGGAACUCUACACAGCCACAACUUCCAACUUCUUGGGAAACCAACCACAGAUUUCUCGAUACUUCAGCAGAGGCAGACGUCCGGACGUCAGCUUGGACUCGCCCAUCAGCUUACUGAGUGAACCAAUGUUUGUGAGCUCCUCAUUUGAUCCAGAGCAGCAGAAGAUUUACUUCUUCUUUAAUGAAGUUGGGAAAGAAUUCCGUUUUACGAAUGAGCUUCGAACUGCUCGGGUGGCUCAAGUCUGCAAGGAUGAUGUUGGUGGAGUGAGGAUUCUGCAGAAGAAGUGGACCUCCUUCGCUAAAGCCACCUUGAACUGCCAGAAGCCCAAACACCCACCAUUCAAUGUUCUGCAGGAUAUGUUCACCCUCCAGCCACCAGAGGGCAGUGAGUCAUCAGAAACCGUGUUUUAUGGCAUCUUCACCUCUCAGUGGUCGACUCAGACGGCGUCGGCGGUGUGCACGUUCAGGCUGAAGGACAUCAGAUCUGUCUUCUCUGGAGCUUAUAAGAACAUAAAUACACUUCAGUUGGUUACCCAUCCCUACCUGGGAAAGUGCGGCUUAGCGAAUUCCUCCGAUUCAAAUUUGGCCGAGGUGAGGAAGAAUUUCCUGACCAGCAGGAGCGUGAAUCCUGUUGGACAGGUCGUUGUUUCUUCUGAGCAGAAGUACAGUAGAGUGGUUGUAAUGAGGACACAGGCAGCCAAUAGCCAACACUACAAUGUCCUCUUCCUUCUUACAGAAACCGGGUUUCUCCACAAGAUGGUUUUGCUGGAUCAGGGCCCUUGGAUCAUUGAGGAGAUUCAGGUCUUCACCCAACCUCAGGUGGUCCGGAGCAUGGUCCUUUCGGCCUCCAAGGGAGUCCUGUAUGUGGGGACGUCUGCGGGUGUAACGGCUGUGUCUGUGGCCAGGUGUUCAACCUACCAAAGCUGUGGCCAGUGCCUUCUGGCCAGAGAUCCUCUGUGUGGGUGGAGUCGGACCACGAAGGUCUGCACCAGUCCAGAUGCCCAUCAUCAGGACCUAGUUCAAAACCUGGAAAGCAGAAGUGUGGAAGAGGAUUGCCAGGAGGAAAACAAGCCCACUGAAGUCACAGCAGAAGUCGGCGUUCAUCUGAAUGAAGCUGUGAAGCUUCCAUGUGUGAAAUCUUCCAACCGGGCCUCUCUCACCUGGACCUUCUCUCAGAGCAGAAGUCUACCUGAGAAUCUCUUCAUCCACUCAGCUGACGGCAGCCUCAGAUUCCUGGCCUCUUCCAGGACGUCUGGGACCUACAGCUGCGAGGCGGAGGAGGACGGAUUCAGGGAAGUUGUUGUGAGUUACAACGUUCGGCUGUUUCCAAACCCACGGCAUUUACCCAGAACUGAGGUGUCACAAAGCCCAGAAGAAAGUUUCGAGGACAUUGAAACUCAGGAACCGACCCGAAGUUCAGAUUUCAUACAAGAAUUGGAGACAAAGACAAUAAUCAACAGGAAACAAGAUUCUAGAUCGGAAAACACAGAAGUUCCAGGAGACCACAUGACUGCAGAGGAUCUCUCAACCAAAAACAAGUCCAAUAAGGAAGGUUAUGAAUUUUCUGAACAUGCAGGAUUCAUUGCCAAGAGUUACCACAGCGAGCUGGUGGUGGUCUCCUUCCUGCUGGCCGCCUGCCUCUGUGUCCUGGUGCUGGGCUUCCUCCACACCUGGAGACAGAAAAAAACUGAUUCCAGAUCAGUUCUUCUGGAGGCGUCAGAGUUCUACAGUAAAACAAAUGCAUCUACAGAGAUCUGUUCACUGAGCAGUCCGGAGAAUGCAGGUCCUGAUCAGACUGUCACACAGUGACCCAUGACCCUUAAUCUAGGUUAGAAAUCAGAACUGUUUGUUUUUCUAAUCAGAACAACAGCUUUAUUCCAGCAAAAUGAGAAUUUAGAAAAAAGGAACUCGUAACACAUCAUAAAUCUAGAGGGUUUUUAUGCUCAGAUAUUUUAGCUAAAUCGAGGAAAACCUGAUAUUUUUAGUUCUCGGAGAUAAAUCCAUAUCGGAAUUUGCUUCUACAAACAAAUCUGUUACUGAAAUCAAUAAAACAGAAGAAGAAAAUAUUCAUUUUUAUUUUACUGAAAUAAAUUAUAUUGUCUGUUAGAUCUGUGACUAUUGAUUUUUGGCAACAUGUCUUCAGAAAACAUAAAAACUCAAAUUAAUAUUUUAUAUGUAAAUGUAUUUUAGUUUUUAUUUGGAUUACAGAAAGUUUUUAUUUUAUUUUAAAUAAAAUGUAUCUGUUGCUUUCAAGCAGAAUCUUAUUUUUAAAUAAUUAUUUUCUGUUAGAUUUAUUUUUGUAUAACUAUUCAGAUCCAUGAUGAAUACAUUUAAAAAGCAAUCUUGUUUUCUAAAAUUAGGACUUGAACCAGGACCUGGUUUGUUUUUUUAAUUUACUGAGAAUUAAUAUAAAAAUAAGAUUUAUAAAUUCUGAAUUACUGCAAGAAGUUUGCAGGUUUGAUUCCCAGCUGCAGCCAUUCUGAGUGGAGUUAACAUAUUCUCAUGCAUGUGUGGUGUUAGCUAAUUAUUUAUAUGUUAAUUGAGAUGCAAUUACCAUAAAUAUGAUUUCUGUGCUAACUGGCUCAUAUAUUAUAUCAUGUAUGUUUAUAAAACUGUUUUAAAAUCUGUAAAUUUACUGAUGAUGUUAC
This is a messenger RNA of Nothobranchius furzeri (turquoise killifish), 3338 nucleotides long. Its product is annotated as semaphorin-4B. The record is from RefSeq and is a predicted model, not a curated record. Gene Ontology annotation, cellular component: plasma membrane. Gene Ontology annotation, biological process: axon guidance; negative regulation of axon extension involved in axon guidance; semaphorin-plexin signaling pathway. NCBI's taxonomy places the organism in Eukaryota, Metazoa, Chordata, Actinopteri, Cyprinodontiformes, Nothobranchiidae. Gene Ontology annotation, molecular function: semaphorin receptor binding; chemorepellent activity.